Chenopodium quinoa (quinoa) is the source of this 2933-nucleotide messenger RNA. RefSeq lists its product as uncharacterized. The record is from RefSeq and is a predicted model, not a curated record. The coding region runs from base 294 to 914 and encodes 206 amino acids. The transcript has 2 exons. NCBI's taxonomy places the organism in Eukaryota, Viridiplantae, Streptophyta, Magnoliopsida, Caryophyllales, Amaranthaceae.
CCAGUUGCGACUUGCGAGUGUUGCGAGUACAUACGUAUCAAAUUAAUAAUACUCCGUAAUAAUAAUCUAAUCUAAAUAGAGCUACAUAAUACCAAAAAUGGCAGUGUCUUGUUCUCUUGUCUAAUUGAGUAACUGGGUAAGAAGGAAGUAGUCAAAUUACAUCCGAAAUGUAUGAAAUCUGUUAAUUUCUAGUCACAAAAUACUUAGAAAUCCUCCCAAUUAAUUAAAAAUUCCUCAAAAUUCUCAAAUACAUAAAAAUUCCCCAUUACAUAAUAAAUCAAUCCUUACUAAAAAUGGAAAGUUCAGCAAUUACCCGCAAAAAUAUUGAUCAAAUUCAGAAAACUAUUCACCAAUUAAUUGAAUCCAAACAAUCAUCAGCUACAGAAACUUCCAUGGGAAAUGACAGUGAUGGCGAACGCCAGCUCCUCGUAAAACUGCUUUCUCAGUUGGAAACCAUGAAAGAAGAUGAAAUUACCAACCAAAAUGAACUAUCAGUUGAGCCAAAGGAGGUACCUACAGGUAGAGCCAGUGAAGAAGAAACAAAGAGCUGUGAUGAAAGUGAGGCUUCUAAGAAAAACACAGCGGUUGAAGCAGAAGAUGUAGUUAAAGAACUGAAAAAAUUAAAUAAACAGAACAGAACUACACAUUGGUUACUUUCAGCUCUUAUUGUUCUCACUGUCGCUUGGCAAGUCUCUGAGGUCUCCCUGUUACUAAAGCUGAAGUCUGGCUUUAGUAAUCCAUUUAAAUCUCUCGGAAAAAUGUUUGUUGGAAUGGUUAAACGCCGUGCAUUUCAUGAGGAAGAAGCAGAUGAAAGUUCGGUGCUAGCUAAGGUAAAUGGGAGAGAGACGCCUGAGAACCCUCUUAAACUUCCCAGCAUGGAUAUUGCAGGAUUGAUAAAUGGGGACGGGGGAUGACAGUUUUGCAUUUCCUUUUUUUAACUUUCUCGCAUUGGUUAAGUGUAAAGUUUUUCACUAUGAAUUGAGUUAUGAAAACUUCAAACUUAGUUUGUUCAAAAGAAACUAUUGUAUGCUUUUUAAAUUUUGAUAAUCAAGAGUUCAAUUCAUUAUGUAAAAGAGUUCUUUAGGGAGUGCCCGUUUUGAGCAUUUUUUGAGGUUUGGGGGUUGUUUUGACGUGGGAAUAACUGAAUAAGGCGAUUGAGGGAAGGACGGAUUGUUUGUGCACAUUAAAUAUGUUACUUACAUAAUAUGUUUAUGUUCACAUAAAGUAGAAUAUUUUUUUAACAUGUAAAUAUAUUAUCCCUAUUUAUGUAUUUUAUAAGAUAAAAAGGGAAAAACAAAGAAAGUGUGAUGAUUUCCAUAUCAAUAGUGAUUAUUCUUGUUAACAACCAUAAGAUAAGAUUAGGUUAUAUUCCAUUAUGAGGUUAUGGAUACUUUUUCAUCUUGAGUUUUUUUUUUUUUUUUUUUUUUGGUGUUUAGAGAGCCACAAGGGCGGUGAUGAGAAUCGAUCCCAGGAUCUCCUGAAAUCGGGAUGGAGUUUUAACCACUUGAGCUAUCUCUCAUUCUCCUUCAAUCUUGAAAUAGAAAGACUUCUCUUCCAUUUAUUUAUUUCGCACAAGUCUAACCUAGUACUUUCACUAUAUUGUUUACUAGAAUAUUAAAAAAAAAAAUGUUGUCACAUACGUAGUAAAAUAUUAUUGUACUAAUCCUUAUGUAUAUAUUUAUAAUAUUCACCGUUUAUGUUUCAUACUAAUGUAUAAUUACAAAUAUUUAUGGUCAAAGUUGUUGAUUGACACAUAUGUUAGCCAAACUAUUGUAAUUAUUAUAAAGAAGAAAGGAUUAGUAUAAUAUAACCACGUUAUGUAUUGUUGCUAUGGUAAGUUAUGAAUUUGGGAAUCAACAGCACAAAUUAAGAGGAAGUAUUGCAUACACAUUAGUAGUUUUCCGAGAUGCCAAGUUUGAUCAUUGGAAAUUUGAAACCAUCUCUAGCAACUCAAUCUCACUAUUAGUGAUAGUAACAUAUUUCUAAAAUAGCCACAUGUCUAAACCACGCUUAUUCUCAAGACUUUAUACACCUAUUGGUAGGCAUGUUAUUGUUCCAAACCAAGUUAUAUAACCCUAGCCCCUAUGAGACACCCCAUACAUUCACUUUAAUUUCGAAAAAAAUACCAACAUUAGCCCAAAAGCAUGAUUUAUCUCAGUUUUGGACAAUUUUCGAUUUUUUCAAAUCCGCGAAAGAAAAAGGUCACAAUGCUUCCCACAAACCCAACAACACAAACAUCGACUUUGUCUUUAUAGCACACCACCCUUAAUUUACUUAACGCCAUCACAGACCUUUAUGUGACCGACUAUUGGAUGUAUAUGAUUUCAAAUAACAUCAUAUAACCUUAGAAUGCAUCCUCUAAUAUCUUGAAAUUUUUUGACAUCAAGUCGCGAAACCUCUGAAAUGAUCCAAAUGGCUGGAUUAUAGCCUUUAGUUUUAGAUAAUACUUUCCAAACCUAGAAGGCAAGCCAAACACUACCCUCAAUUGUCAAAUUAAGUGUUUUUUUUUUUUAAGGAUAAAGUGUUUUCAUGUCUUGUCCUAGUGCACAUGCCUCGUUUUGUGCUUCUAUUUGUUAGCAUCAUCGAGUUCCGCCAAAUUAAGCAAACCCUGAGGAGAAUUGUUCAAAAUAACAUGUUCCUCUCCAUUAAAGGGGGUUCAACCGCAAAAUGGGCCAUUGUAUACCCCUCUAUGAACAACUCGUAUAACACACUUUCUAUCAUUAGAUCCAUGAGGUUCUAUGGAUCUGGAUCUCAAUCUCUUGCUUUAUUAGCUCUCUCUCUCUCUCUCUCUCUCUCUCUCUCUCUCUCUCUCUCUCUCUCUCUGCAUGCGCGAGACACACCACUUUCUUCCACAGAUUCUAUUUAAAUAUGCAGCACUAUGAACAACAUUGCUCAUCCUGCUACAACCGUAUCCACAAAACAAUACCAGAAUA